AUGGCGGAGGAGACCCGGGUCAUCUACCACCUGGAGGACCAGGAGACCCCCUACCUGAUCCGGAUCAACGUGCCCGCGCAGCGCGUCACCCUGGCGGACUUCAAACAGGUCGUGAACAAACCGAACGUCAAAUUUUUCUUCAAGUCCGUGGACGACGACUUCGGGGUCGUCAAAGAGGAGAUAAGCGAUGAUGAUGCCAGGCUGCCCUUUGUCAACGGACGAGUCGUUUGCUGGCUGGUGUCUUCAGAAACCUGUCAGUCAGAGUUCAGGGGUUCAGAUAUUCAGAUUGUAGCCACGCCCACUGACAUGGCUCCGCCCCACGUAGAGAGGACAGGUGGUAUUGGGGACUCGAGACCUCCGUCCUUCCAUGCUGCUGCUGUGAGUGGUCAGGAUGAGCUGCAGGGGUCAGAGGUCAAUCCUGCUGGCUGUCUCAAUGGCCAUGCCCACCAACCAUCUGAGCAGAGUGGGGCGGAGCCAGCAGGUGGAGGCGACAGCUCGUCAACCCAACAGAGCAGCCAAUUAGAGAUGACCAGUUUCUGCUCCUCUGAGGAAGACUCAGGAGGAAGGUUCAGCCAAUCAACAGGGCAGAGCAGCUCCUCACCGCGACUCAUCAGGCGACAACGCCGCCGCCACCGAAAACCCAAAACACAGCGAAUGGAGAGGUCUGUGUCUUUCAGCAGUGUCACUGACUCCACCAUGUCGCUCAACGUCAUCACUGUAACUCUGAACAUGGAGAGGUAUAACUUCCUGGGUAUCAGUAUUGUUGGUCAGAGUAACGACAGAGGAGAUGGAGGGAUUUAUAUCGGCUCCAUCAUGAAGGGAGGAGCAGUGGCAGCAGACGGACGGAUCGAACCCGGAGACAUGUUACUGCAGGUCAACGACAUCAACUUUGAGAACAUGAGUAAUGACGACGCUGUUCGAGUCCUGAGAGAGAUCGUUCACAAACCUGGUCCGGUGACGUUAACGGUGGCAAAGUGUUGGGAUCCAAACCCACGAGGCUGCUUCACAUUGCCAAGGAGCGAACCGGUCCGUCCGAUCGACCCCGCUGCCUGGGUGUCACACACCGCCGCCAUGACAGGAAGUCUCCUUCCACACUACAGUAUACAUGAAGAAAACCAUCUCAGCAUCCACAGCAACAUGACGGCUGUUGUCAAGGCGAUGGCCAAUUCUGAGUCCGGCCUGGAGGUUCGGGACCGGAUGUGGUUGAAGAUCACCAUCCCCAAUGCCUUCAUCGGUUCAGAUGUGGUGGACUGGCUCCAUCAUAACGUGGAAGGUUUCACUGACCGUCGCGAAGCUCGCAAGUACGCAGGAAACCUGCUGAAGGCCGGUUACAUCCGGCACACCGUCAACAAGGUGACCUUCUCUGAACAGUGCUACUACGUGUUCGGAGACCUCUGUGGAGAUCUGGGUGUGAUGUCUCUGCUGGACCACGAAGAAGCCUCCAGUCGAGGAGGAGGGUCGGACUGUGACCCGCUGGCUCCGUCUUCAGGUCCCCAGUGGCCCCCGGCCUUCCCCUACCAGUACCCCGUCCCUCACCCCUACAGCUCGCCUCCCCCACUGCACCAGCUGCCAGCCUGGGGAGGAGGAGGAGGAGGAGGAGGAAGUCAGCACAGUGAAGGUGAGAGAAGAACACGAAGCAGCGGAUCAAAGUGCAGUGACGGCCAGAAGGAGGGGGGAGGACGGAGCCAGUCGGAGUCCAACAAAGGUGAAGUGAGCGCUCCGCUUGACAAACGGCUGGUGGCCGAGACCCCCAGUGACGACAGUGCCCGGCGACCCGCGACCUCCUCCUCUGGUCUCCAUGGUAACAAAGACUCGCAGGAACCCCCGCCGGCCCCGUCGCCAUCGAGAAGUGAGCAACGCGACCUUUCUGCCUCCCGGCAGUCGUUCUGCCUGGCCAUGGGGAACCCCGGUGAUUUCUUUGUGGAUGUUAUGUGACCCUGUGAUGAUGAUGUCACUUCCUGUCCGGUGAUGGACCUGGAGGACUCAGAGAAGCUUCAUUUUCAUUCAGUAGCAAUUCAGACCACAGAAGAAGGGGGCUUAUUUAAGUACAUCCGACUACCUUAAAUGAUGCCGGGACGGAUCCAGAACAGGCUCCUGUCUGGCCUGGGAUCAGAUCAGGGUCCCCCAGGAGGGGCUGGACGAUGUGGCUGAGGAGGAGGAGGAGGAUGAAGACAAUGUGUCUGCUGCCUGUCCAGUGUGGACCAGUUUAACCAGUUUCUGCUGUACCCAGUUUGUCAGCCAAGAACUGCUGAUCUUACCAAAUGUCUGUACCUCACUGUUCAUCCAAUCCUUGUCCUCUGACACACCUGAUGUGAAACCUGACCCCCCCUUGAUCACAUGCUGAUCGUGUACAUUACUGUAUGUAAAUAUGAGAUUUGCCCUCGAUGGAUGAAGUGUGAUGGUGACAAACAGCCAGAUUAUCUUUUUAUUUAUGAGCAUAGUUUUAUUUUGU
This is a messenger RNA of Chelmon rostratus (copperband butterflyfish), 2452 nucleotides long. Its product is annotated as segment polarity protein dishevelled homolog DVL-3. Gene Ontology annotation, cellular component: cytosol. The record is from RefSeq and is a predicted model, not a curated record. Gene Ontology annotation, molecular function: frizzled binding. Bases 1 to 1935 code for a protein of 644 amino acids. The transcript has 15 exons. Gene Ontology annotation, biological process: intracellular signal transduction; canonical Wnt signaling pathway. Lineage: Eukaryota; Metazoa; Chordata; Actinopteri; Chaetodontiformes; Chaetodontidae.